GUCUGUAUCAGAAAAUUUCAUCGAAAGCAACAGGAGUCCAUAAUACAUGCAGGAAAAGAAAUUGAUAACUGGAGUUAUAUUGGGUAAGUAGGAAAUUGAACAUUUUGACAGAAUUUGAUUCAGUAAGAAAGUUUCCAUAUUUCCUAAACCGAGUUAAUUGAGAUACGUCAGUAUUAUAUUCACUUGUCAAAUUAAAAUCAUUAGUGUCAGAGCUUGACUCCCCAAUACCUAUAGAGAGGAAGCUCCUUAAGGUUAAAUCAGCAGAAAGGAAAAUACGCCACUAAAAAUGGACUCCAUUAGAAGCUCACAAAUUACUAAAGCCAUACAACGCAUAUCAGAGUCGGUGUUUGUGGGACUGUGUCGUAAAGUGGGGACCUCACAAGUGGUGGCCAUGAGGAGAGAUAUGAUGGAUAUCGAGGAGAUGGUAUUAAAUCCAAUGAUAACAAGUGAUGAGUUCAGUGGGAUGCUGAGUGGAAGUUACAAAGAAGGACUCAGACUGAAAGGAUCAGAUAUAGACACUAUGUACUGGCCAAACAAUCACCGUGUGAUCUGGGACUUAUCUCAGUCUCAGUAUUAUAACACACAAAGACAAACACUGAUCCUCUGUGACUGUUCUGAUAGUCCACCAGGAUUUACUUUGUUAUAUUUACUGUCACCUAGCAUGUAUAGACAAAUCCAGAGAGCGUGUGUUCGAAUGAAUGACAGAUAUUAUGUAUCUAGUUCUAAAUACACACAGAGCCUUAUAUAUUCAUUUCCACCACCUUAUAACGCCACUCUACAUGGACCCUGUGCCAGUGGAAAAAUUGGAACACUAGAAUAUGAUUAUGCCUUCUGUUUUGUCAGUGACUUUUGGCCUCCCUCUGCCUCCCCAUGGAUAGACAGAUGUCAUACAUGGCCCAAGCCUCAUGUUUUUGAUGAUAUAGUGAAAAAUGGAUGUCACUUUGUAGCAAUUGGACAUAAGCUAAGAAAUCAUGAAGAUCAUGAAUGGAGAAUUUCCUUCUCCCAAGCAGAACAAGAACUUUUGUAUAUAAUGAAUCACUGUCAAUUCUUAACUUACGGCUUACUUAAAUUGAUCUUAACAGAAAUAAUUAACAAUCGAGUAGGUGAUGAUGAUAAAUUACUGUGUUCCUAUCACAUGAAGACGGCAGUUUUCUGGGUGAUUCAACAAAAUGCAAAACCUCACUGGUGUCCACAAAAUCUCCUGGGGGGUUUCUGGGUCUGUUUUAAACUCAUCCUAAAAUGGGUGUAUGAGGGGUUCUGUCCUAACUUUUUCAUUCCAGGCAACAACAUGUUUCUGAGUAAAAUUCAUGGCGUUAAACAACAUCAAUUAUUUAGAAGAUUGUCAAAGUUGUAUGAAAAGGGUUUAGCAUUCCUGUUACAUAGCCCCUCCAUUAGAUCUUUUAUAAUAGAUGUCCUCUAUAACCCCAGAAACUUCAUCUGUACAGAUGAUCAUACUCUGAUUUCUGAGGAUGCUUUUGAUAUAUAUCUAUUUGGUGAAUUAAAACGUUUUUACAUACGUAUAGGCAAAGUUGACAUACAAAUUUGCAUUAGAUAUCUACAUACAAUAGAACAGAUGAUAGGUUCACCACUCCUGACACAGUAUCAAGUCAUUUGGCUACAGAACAUGACUGCUAGGGUCCUUCAGUACACUGCGUUUAUUAUACCCGACACACCUGACAACAAACUGAGUUAUAGAGCUGACAAAAUGUCCUGUCACAUGCUGAAAUUAGCAGCCAAGUUUGGUUGUAUUACAUACAUGCUGUACAUAGCCAUGUAUUAUUACAAGACACUGAGAUACACAGAAGCUUUAUCUAUUAUAGAGAUAAUCAAGGUCAAGUUAGCACAGCCAUAUGUGAUAUAUAGGUCAAAUGUAGAUACAGAGAUGUAUACUGAGGCUGUAGGGAUACAGUCUUGGUCUACAAAGAUGAGACAGGCUCUGGCAUUACAUAUCAGACUUCACAAUGACAUCAUUUACAUCAGUGAACUGAUUCCUGAACAACAGUCUGCUCUACAGAACCAUUUUCUUUUAUUGAUUGUACCACCCUUUAUCCUGUUACACAUGCUAGAGAUCGUGUGUUACAGACAUGUAGACACAGUGCGAGUACAAACAGCUCUAGAUGAUCUACAGAACCUAGUUCACUAUGAUCAGGGACAGUAUAUACCUUUACGUCACAGACACAGCUCGUAUAUACGGCUUAUACCUUUACAAUACAGAGACAUAUCGUGGCAGAUUCUGGGGAUCUGUCAACAGGUGACAGGGAACCUCCAGGCUGCUCUAUACUCAUACCAACAAUCUCUCAGACAGGAACCAACCCACAAAAUACAAACAGCAACAGAAAUGAGAAUACUGAGUUUGUCAAUGGAUUCCCUUAAUUAA
Messenger RNA from Saccostrea cuccullata (small rock oyster), 2377 nucleotides. RefSeq lists its product as uncharacterized. The record is from RefSeq and is a predicted model, not a curated record. The transcript is spliced from 3 exons. Lineage: Eukaryota; Metazoa; Mollusca; Bivalvia; Ostreida; Ostreidae. The coding region runs from base 287 to 2377 and encodes 696 amino acids.